Molecule: messenger RNA, 897 nt
Organism: Procambarus clarkii (red swamp crayfish)
Lineage: Eukaryota; Metazoa; Arthropoda; Malacostraca; Decapoda; Cambaridae
Product: salivary glue protein Sgs-3-like
Source: RefSeq, a predicted model, not a curated record
AUGGCUUUCAAUAUAAGUAAUGUUAUUGAUGACUCCCGAUGUACCAAGGACCCUAGUACCAAGGACCCUAGUACCAAGGACCCUGGUACCAAGGACCCUAGUACCAAGGACCCUAGUACCAAGGACCCUAGUACCAAGGACCCUAGUACCAAGGACCCUAGUACCAAGAACCCUAGUACCAAGGACCCUAGUACCAAGGACCCUAGUACCAAGGACCCUAGUACCAAGGACCCUAGUACCAAGAACCCUAGUACCAAGGACCCUAGUACCAAGGACUCUAGUACCAAGAACAAUAGUACCAAGGACCCUAGUACCAAGGACCCAAGUACCAAGAACCCUAGUACCAAGGACCCUAGUACCAAGGACCCUAGUACCAAGAACCCUAGUACCAAGGACUCUAGUACCAAGAACCCUAGUACCAAGGACCCUAGUACCAAGAACCCUAGUACCAAGGACCCUAGUACCAAGAACCCUAGUACCAAGGACCCUAGUACCAAGGACCCUAGUACCAAGGACCCUAGUACCAAGAACCCUAGUACCAAGGACCCUAGUACCAAGAACCCUAGUACCAAGGACCCUAGUACCAAGGACCCUAGUACCAAGAACCCUAGUACCAAGGACCCUAGUACCAAGGACCCUAGUACCAAGGACCCUGGUACCAAGGACCCUGGUACCAAGGACCCUAGUACCAAGGACCCUAAUACCAAGAACCCUAGUACCAAGGACCCUGGUACCAAGGACCCUAGUACCAAGAACCCUAGUACCAAGGACCCUAGUACCAAGGACCCUAGUACCAAGGACCCUAGAUCUCGAGAGGUCGUCUCCUUGGAACAAGGAAGACUUUUCACCCAAUCAUCAGAAAAGGAGCACCUAGGAACUAGGAAGCUGUUACCUUAA